Messenger RNA from Candidula unifasciata, 483 nucleotides. The record is from the annotation of a GenBank genome assembly. Lineage: Eukaryota; Metazoa; Mollusca; Gastropoda; Stylommatophora; Geomitridae.
AUGUUCCUGAGAGAGUGGAAUAUGACAGUCAGUAAGAUCUGCUGCAUCGGGGCCGGCUACGUCGGAGGCCCGUCCUGUGCAGUGAUUGCCCACAAGUGCCCCAAUCUGCAGGUGACAGUGGUGGACCUGAGUGAAGACAGGAUAGCUCAGUGGAAUUCAAACGAACUGCCAAUAUUUGAGCCAUAUCUGGACGAAGUAGUGAAAGCUUGCAGAGGACGCAAUCUGUUCUUCUCCACAGAUGUUGAAAAAGGGAUUCUAGAAGCAGAGCUGAUUUUUAUUUGUGUGAACACACCAACAAAAACAUUCGGCUGGGGCAAGGGAAGGGCAGCAGAUUUGAAGUACAUCGAGUCAGCUGCCAGAAGAAUUGCAGACGUGGCCCAGAACUCUAAAAUUGUGGUGGAGAAGAGCACAGUUCCGGUCAAAGCAGCUGAGAGUAUUUCCAACAUUCUGUCCGCUAAUGUGAAGCCAGGAGUUAAGUACCAG